AUGCCGCCACCGACCAGUAAGCCGGGCUACCCCUAUCGCGUGCGGGAGGCAGACGAUCGCAGAUCUGAAACGAUCUAUCUGGACGAAGAGGAGAACGCGUUAUUCGCAGAUGUCAAAGGCGAUACCACAGAUGAUCGACCAUCGCCGAAAAGGUCAAUCAUCGAUGGCCAGGACUCGCACGCCGCCCAAAAGAGGCGCAGACCAGAACAAGCCAACGCCGUCACCUCCAACGCCAAUGGCGCUCUGUCGUCCGCAUUGCGGCAGCCGCUUCCAGGGUCGAGCGGCUCGAUAUCACGCCCGCAAGUUCCGUUACGCUCGUCUCAGGCAGCGUCUUCGCAAGACGACUCCUCAUACGGCAAGUAUAGUACGGAGGAGCUUCAAAUCGACUAUUUUGCGAAAAUGAAGAUGCUGCAGGGUAGAGCAGCGCAGGUUCAGCCGCAGCAGCUUGAAUGGCAAGGCAUCGACGCUUGGAAGCAGUUCUACGACCUUUGGGAACGCGCAGUUGAAAUGUUGGAAAAGUUGAAGCCUGUCGCGUUAGCUCUCGAAGCGAGAGAAGCCGGCAUCAUGCCGCCCAGCCAGUCUCAGGCCUCAGCAUCCGCCUCCAACCAUGCCAGAGCCAUCCCCUCGACAAGAGCGUCGCCAACAAGACAGACCGCUGGUGAGCCUUCACACGACCUGGCAGCCCGCACGACUUCCAGUUCCUUUCAGGUCGUGGGCGACAACCUCGUUGCAGCCUCAACGAAGCCAACCGCACGUCCUCCAACAACGCCUUGCGAGCAAGUUCCAACAUCAACCCGCAUUGACGCCAUGUCUCCUCCACAUAUGGCUCAGAAUGCGAGUCACUUUCUGCACCCUGGUGGCGCCUUCGCGACGAAUGAUGAUGACCGGAGCUGGCCUUCGGACUUGGGCGACAGCUCACCGCCCCAUCCUGAACUUGACCACGCGGCGUCUCUGGCCGAGAGCGUCGUCGUCGUCGUCGACGAUCGUGAACCGAUCGCACCACACGAUGCUUUCGUGGGCAGGACCAGUCAAGUUGCUCCUCAUGCGCAGAUAUUCGAGCUCAGCGACGAGGAGGGAGACGAUGACCUGGAUGACGUCGAACAUCUACCGGUCGAGGAGAAGUUCAAGCUUUGCGGCCCAUCCAUGCAGAAGCCCCUUUCCAAAGAUCAGGAGCGCAUGCUACCCAAAUACCCAUGGAGCCGCAACGUCAGCUACUCGCUCAGGAAGUUCUUCGGCUUAACGCGCUUCCGACCGAACCAGCUCGAAGCAAUCAACGGCGCGCUCCGCGGACGUGAUGUCUUUGUGCUCAUGCCGACCGGAGGCGGCAAGUCGUUGUGCUACCAGCUACCCGCCGUCAUCGACACGGAAAGAGCCACCGGUGUCACCAUCGUGAUUUCGCCUCUCCUCUCCCUCAUCGAGGAUCAGGUGUCGGAUCUUGUUGACAAGAACCUGCCCGCCGUUAAGCUCACCGGUGACAUGCCCCUCAGCGACCGCCGAAUUGCCUUUGACACAGCUAGGGAUACCAAGGGGCUCCUGAGGCUGCUCUACGUGACCCCGGAAUUCAUUCGCCAAUCCGACAAAGCGAUGGAGCUUCUGGACCAUCUCCAUUCGCAAAAGCGAUUGGCCCGCUUUGUGGUCGACGAAGCGCAUUGCGUAAGUCAGUGGGGUCACGACUUUCGACCGCACUACACCGAGCUCGGCGUCCUGCGAGACAAGUAUCCGCAGGUGCCCAUCAUGGCGCUCACCGCCACCGCCAACGCUCGCGUCAUCAAGGACGUCAAGUCUUGUCUCAAGAUGCGCAACGUUCUGCAGCUCUCGUCGAGCUUCAACCGCCCCAAUCUCGAAUACCAAGUGCGUAAGAAGCCGAAGAGCAAGCUGAUCGACGAGAUCUCAAGCUUCAUCCUUACCUCGCACAGGGAUGAGUGCGGCAUCGUCUACUGCUUCAGUCGCGAGACCUGCGAGAAUGUCGCCGCGGAUCUGCUAAAGCAAGGCAUCUCGGCGCACCACUACCACGCCAGGCUACACAAGGACGACCGUUCAAUCGUCCAGCAGAAGUGGAAGAAUGGCGAGUACAAAGUGAUCGUGGCCACCAUCGCCUUUGGCAUGGGCAUAGAUAAGCCGGACGUCCGGUUCGUCAUCCACCAUUCGCUGCCGAAAUCGCUCGAAGGCUAUUAUCAGGAGACGGGUCGCGCCGGACGCGAUGGGCUCGACUCGGUCUGCAUCCUGUACUACUCCUGGGCCGAUGUCCGUAAGAUGGAGAACAUGAUGGCCAGCGAGGAGAAAUCUCAAGAAGCCAUCGAUCGCAGUAUCGACUCUCUGAAAGAGAUGCAACGAUUCUGCGAGAACGAGAUCGAAUGCAGGCGAGUGCAGGUAUUGCGAUACUUUGGCGAGGUUGACUUCACUCCGGCUCAAUGUCGUAGCACGUGCGACAACUGCUGCCGCCAAUCUGGCUCUAUCAGCGUCGAAGACGUCUCGCAGCUUGCCAUCAAGGCGGUCAAGCUCGUCAAGGCCAUCGAGAUUGGCGAAGGCAGAUGGACGCUUCCGCACUGCGUCGACGUCUUCUACGGCAGUCGUACCAAGAAGAUCCGCGAUGCAGGUCACGACAAGCUCGAGAUGCACGGUGCCGGCUCGGAGCUGACGAAACCCGACAUCCACAGACUGUUCGAGCAUCUCUGCUCUGACCGAGUCUUCAAAAUGAAAGACGUGAUGAACAAAGCUGGCUUCAAUACUGCGUACCUGAUGAUCGGUCCUGCAGCCAACGACGUGUUGAAUGGGCAGCGAGCCGUCACCAUGCAAUUCGUUGCAAAGUCGUCGACGGCAGCGUCGUCGUCAACCAAUGCGCGCGCACCGAACGCUCGCAAGCAGCCGAGGCAAGCCAGAGACGCCGAUUUUGCCGAAUACGACGAAGACGCGCACGACAUCUCGCACGUCAGCUUGAGUCCGCAGGAGGCUCGAGGCAAUCGACGUGCAGAAACACGGCGAGAACAGGCAGCGCCACCCCACCAUGGCGGCAUACAGGACGAUCAGUUCAUUCCAGACGAGUUCUUUGAGGAGGAUUUCGAUCUCGACGCCGACACGGAUGACGACGCUCCUCUGAGUGCAGCGAAUGGGCGAGCGAGCAGCGGCUACAGAAGCGAUGAUGGCUUCGAGAUCGAUCCUCGCUCCACCGACGCCAAUCAAGGGUGCUACCGGGAGCUUAGGAGGCUCAACGCCAAGCUGGCACGGCAGGAGAAGCAAUCACGAGGCUGGCUGAUCCCCGACGAAAAGCUGCAAGAGAUCUCCGUCAUUGCGCCGUCGAGUGCUGCGGCCUUGAGGAACGGUUCAGGAGGAGGCGACUACGACGUCUGGCUGAAGAAGUACGGGUUGCGCUACGUCGAGGUUUGCCAGAAGUACCUGAGGCAGCAACAGGCUGAGUUCCAGCCGGAUCACAUUGCAGCGACGAGAGGGCCAGGGUGGAGGGGUUUUGUAGAGAACGGCUCUAGCUCACGUCUGGACGCAGCGCAAGUCCCGUCGCCUGCAACAUCGGAGCGCGCACAAUCGAGACAGGAACGCACAGCAGCUCCUCGAAAGAGCGCGGUCAUCGCGGCGGCGAAUCUGGGUCAAUACACGUACGAGGAGCCGCAACAAACACGGUCGCCCGCGAGCGCACGGGGCCGUGCUUCACCGGCGUCGUCCAGGACAGCUGGAGGCACUGGUCGGGUUGGACGUGUGUCGCCCAAAGGCAAUGGAGCGGCGACGACGGCAGCAGCAGCAACAGCGUCCGUGUCGAAGAGGAUCACGUUGGAUCGCGGAUUCCUUCGGGAGACCAAUGCAGCGCCGGCGAUCAGGGCGAUGCCAUUGGCGCCGGCGUCGAGGGUAGCGAACAAGUCAAGGCCCGGGUGA
Pseudozyma hubeiensis SY62 is the source of this 3882-nucleotide messenger RNA. RefSeq lists its product as hypothetical. Bases 1 to 3882 code for a protein of 1293 amino acids. Gene Ontology annotation, cellular component: RecQ family helicase-topoisomerase III complex; nucleus; cytoplasm. The transcript has a single exon. The record is from RefSeq and is a predicted model, not a curated record. Lineage: Eukaryota; Fungi; Basidiomycota; Ustilaginomycetes; Ustilaginales; Ustilaginaceae. Gene Ontology annotation, biological process: double-strand break repair via homologous recombination; DNA replication. Gene Ontology annotation, molecular function: four-way junction helicase activity; ATP binding; 3'-5' DNA helicase activity.